AUGGAAGGAUCCUGGUCCGACAUUUGUCGCCAAUGCGUCACUGCUGUGGUUGAUGUUCCGCCUGUGAUUUUAUUAGCUGCCUUUCUUGCUACUACCCUUGGUCUAUUUGUUCUGUUCUAUUUCCUGCUAUUCAUUAUCGCACCAGUCCCCCGCGCCCCCCUCCCAGAAGAAAAGAAGUAUAGAACGCUAGCGAAAGAUGGAACCGUUACCAAAUCCGAGGCCCUACCAUGCUGGAUCGACGCCCUAGACCUCGAGAAACGAACCCAUCGAACUUCGAAAAACAUUGAAGCAGCAGAGCUAUUCAUGUCCGUCGUAGUCCCGGCCUACAACGAAGAAGAUCGACUCGAAGGGAUGCUCGAAGAAGCCGUCAACUACCUAGAACACAUGUACGGGACAGCUAGCGAUGGCUCCGUAGAAACCCGCUCCCUGCGAAAUCGGAAGCCGGUCUCAAACGGUCACACCAGCUCAUCGGACCGAGGUUGGGAAAUCAUCAUUGUCUCAGACGGUUCAACAGACCGCACUGAGGAAGUGGCGUUCCGCUUUGCGAAAGAUCAUCAGCUCUCUUUACAUCCCAAGGGCUCCGCGGGUCCGUGGACUCCGCAGGCGGGAGAAGGCGUGCAUAUCCCGCCUGGUACGAUUCGCGUGGUCAAUCUGACACAUAACCGUGGAAAGGGCGGUGCGGUCACGCAUGGAAUGCGCCAUGUUCGUGGAAAGUACGUUGUAUUUGCGGAUGCGGAUGGCGCGAGCAAGUUCGGCGAUCUGGGGAAGCUGGUAGCAGCGUGUUCGGAGAUCGAAGAUGCCGACGGGCGUGGUGUGGCUGUUGGAUCGCGCGCGCACAUGGUUGGUAGUGAAGCUGUGGUACAGCGAUCUAAGCUGCGCAACUUCCUGAUGCACUCGUUCCAUUUGAUCCUGUGGCUUAUGACGCCUCCUCGGACCGCCACGGUGAAGGAUACACAGUGUGGAUUCAAGCUCUUCUCGCGCGCUGCGCUGCCCUAUAUCGUGCCGUAUAUGCACUCCGAGGGCUGGAUAUUCGAUGUCGAAAUGCUCAUGUUGGCCGAGUUCGCCGAUAUUCCCGUUGCCGAGGUUCCAGUGGGCUGGAGAGAGGUCAAGGGAAGCAAAUUGAAUGUCCUGCGGGACAGCAUUGGCAUGGCCUGGGGACUGGCGCUGCUUCGAGCUUCUUGGUCACUGGGUAUCUAUAAACAGACAUGA
This is a messenger RNA of Penicillium odoratum, 1209 nucleotides long. RefSeq names its product dolichyl-phosphate beta-glucosyltransferase. Bases 1 to 1209 code for a protein of 402 amino acids. The transcript is spliced from 3 exons. Gene Ontology annotation, cellular component: endoplasmic reticulum membrane. Lineage: Eukaryota; Fungi; Ascomycota; Eurotiomycetes; Eurotiales; Aspergillaceae. The record is from RefSeq and is a predicted model, not a curated record.